Molecule: messenger RNA, 1788 nt
Organism: Funneliformis geosporum
Lineage: Eukaryota; Fungi; Glomeromycota; Glomeromycetes; Glomerales; Glomeraceae
Source: the annotation of a GenBank genome assembly
AUGUUUUGUUAUCAUGACGAUUCAUUAGUUAACAAGAAGUGGUUUUUACAUACUUUGAAUAAAAUAUUUCCUGAUAAGCAUUUAGCAGGGCAUGGUUUUAGAGAUGGAGGAAUAACGGAAUUAAUACUUAGAGGAUUUCCACCUUAUAUUGUACAAAUAGAAGUCUUAUUCUCCAAAAGGACCGAUAAAGUAAAAUUGCAAUCGUUGGAAAUCAAUGCACCAGUUAUAAUCUUAGUUGGAAAAACAGGUGCCGGUAAGAGUACGUUGGGAAAUCAUUUGUUAAGGAUCUCUGAUGAUGAUAAAUCGACCUUUGAGGUCUCCGGAGAUUUUGAUUCAUGCACCAACAAAUCUAGUUCCGCUGUUUACAAAAUUGGUGACAAAUCUUACAACAUCAUUGAUACUCCAGGAAUUUUUGAUACUAACAAGCCAAAUAAAGACAUCCUUGAUGAAAUUGCGCGCACCGUACAAAAAUGUGCUUAUGGGAUCAAGGCCAUACUAUUUGUUUUUGAAGCAAAAAGGUUAACGGAUGAGCAAAAAAACGUGAUCGAUGGGAUUUCGACGUUUUUCGGGGAAGAGGCCUUUCUAUACAUGAUUUCUGUUUUUUCGAAUUGUAACAAGAUAAAUACAAACGAUCCCAAAAAAUUUGAAAGAUCUUGGAACAAAAAGGUUCGCAUGUUUGUCAAUCGCAUGGGUAAUCGGUGGGCCAUUUCUCCGAAUCCAGACAUCUAUCCUCUUGGAACUAGCAUGCACGAAAAAUGUCUAGAAAACUUAGAAAAUACUAUUAUUUCCCUUAAUGGUGUGUAUACAAAUGAACUUCUUGAAAAGACACGAAAAGAACAGGAAGAUCGUGCGCGGAUUGCAAGGGAAGAAAAAGAAAGGCGACAAAAAGAAUAUGAUGAAAUAAAAAGAACUGAAGGUAAAGCCAAGGCAGAAGCAGAAUACUUGAAACGGAAGAAUGAAGAUGAUGAAAGAGCACGUAUUGCAAAUGAAAAUCAUCUCAAUGAGCUUAAAAAUGACAUGAUUAAAAAAAUUAAUGAUCUAGAACGUACGAAUAAAGAGCUUAUUCAAAAAAACAAAGAUGAAAUAGAAAGACUUGUCCAGAACAGUCAAAAUGAACUAAAUCAAAACGAAAACAGAAUCGGUAACCUUCGACGAGAAAAUGAAGAACUUCGAAAUAAGCUUAAUAAUCAAGGAGGUUGUUUCUGGCUUGAAACCCGUGUUAAACUGGAAUCAGGAAGAGUCAUUCGAAUGUCGGAACUCCAAGUAGGAGAUCGAGUGAUGUCAAACAUCCGCAAUGGUAUUGAAGAGUUCUCAGAUGUUUACCUUAUUGCUCACGUUGGUAAACUCGAUCAUGAAGAAAAAUUUACCAAAAUUAGCUUUACCAAACCAAACGGUUCUAAAGGUCAAUUGCGGCUCACAAUCACUCACUACGUCUUCAAUGAAAAUUUAUCUAUAAUGUUUGCCAAAGAUUUGCAGCCAGGAGAAACCAAAAUUUUAGUUUCCGAUGGUAAAAAUAUGUUAGUUCCUGUAAUUGUGGAUGAUAUAACGAAUGAAUGGUAUGAUGAAUACAUAAGUUUUUACACUCGUGCCGGUACAGUUAUUGCUGAAAAUGUAUUAAGUUCUUGUUAUGACGAUUGUCCGCCGUCUCAAUCGCUCAUGGAUCUUAUUUUUUUGCCAGUUCGCUGGUGGACCGUUUUCAAACCAAGCACGCAUCGCGAAAAGCGCCUUCAUCCUUAUGUUCAGUUCUUGGAAACGACUUAUUUUUCUUUAAUCAAUUUUAUCGCGUGA